AUGUCUUUGUCUGUUGAGUGCUAUCUUCUCGGCUCGACAAACGAUGCGCCAAACAGUCGAUUGCCGGUAAUUCACUACAAGGAUGUAUUGCCUCGGCCUCGGACAGAAGAAACGGCGACGCAGUUUUUGACGACGAAUGACUGGGAAAAGAGGGGAACCUGGGGCCAUAUCGGAGAGCCACAUUUCCAUCCCAAUACACAUGAAUGCUACGGUAUCUUUCAAGGCUACUCAACGUUGCUCCUAGGAAAGAUUAAAGACGGAGAGGGCAUUCAAGUCGACGUGAAUGUUGGCGACGUAAUCGUCCUCCCAGCUGGCACCGCUCACUCCUCUCUGCAGAGUUCCGACAACUACCGAUACAUUGGGGUGUAUCCGAAGGAAUGCCCGAAAUGGACCAAUGAGAUGGGCAAACGACCGCCAGCUUCCUUCAUCCAGACCAUUGGGGCAGUUGCCACGCCGCAGGCUGACCCGGUAUAUGGGAAACGAGGGCCAUUGGCAUGUUUGUGGAACACCAAGCUUUGUGCCAAGCUAUAG
This is a messenger RNA of Trichoderma virens Gv29-8, 531 nucleotides long. RefSeq lists its product as uncharacterized. NCBI's taxonomy places the organism in Eukaryota, Fungi, Ascomycota, Sordariomycetes, Hypocreales, Hypocreaceae. The record is from RefSeq and is a predicted model, not a curated record. Bases 1 to 531 code for a protein of 176 amino acids. The transcript has 4 exons.